Molecule: messenger RNA, 2544 nt
Organism: Anarrhichthys ocellatus (wolf-eel)
Lineage: Eukaryota; Metazoa; Chordata; Actinopteri; Perciformes; Anarhichadidae
Gene: fam43a
Product: family with sequence similarity 43 member A
Exons: 2
Coding region: 100-1140 (346 amino acids)
Source: RefSeq, a predicted model, not a curated record
GCUGUGAAGAGACAGAGCGAAAGGCACCACAAUGGAAAAGAGCGCGUUAGAGGAGGAACAUAUGAAACUUUGUUGCUGUUGAUUGUAAACAGCAAUAAAAUGCUGCCUUGGAAGAAGAAUAAGUUCGACCUGAUUGAGGAAGACAGGCAGUCCAAGCAGAAGGGCUAUGCUGUGAGCCUCAACUACUCUGCUCUCACCUCCUUCGCCAAGUCCUGCCCCGAGAGCGCACUCAACAGGGUGGGCAGCAUGUUCAAGUCCAAGAGGAAAAAGGUGAAGAUCACCAGCGAGGACCCCACGUACACGGUGCUCUACCUGGGGAAUGCCACCACCAUCCAGUCCAAAGGGGACGGCUGCACGGACGUGGCGGUGAGCAAGAUCUGGGGCAAAAGCGAAAUGGGCAAGAACGGCACCAAGAUGAGGCUGACCAUCAGCUCGCAGGGCAUCCGGAUGGUGCAUGUGGAUGACAAGGCCAGGAGGCCGGGACACUUGUACUUGCUGCACCGGAUAACCUACUGCGUGGCGGACCCGAGGCUACCCAAGAUCUUCGCCUGGGUUUACAGGCACGAAAUGAAGCACAAGGCCGUGAUGCUGCGCUGCCACGCAGUGCUGGUGUCCAAGCCGGAGAAGGCAAAGGCCAUGGCGCUGCUGCUGUACCAGACCUCGGCCACGGCCCUGGCUGAGUUCAAAAGACUAAAACGAAGGGACGACGCCAGGCACCAGCAGCAGCAGCUCAUAGGGGAACAAACCAUACCGUUGGUCCCCAUCAGGAAGCUGCUGAACGGACAGUGUUACUACAAACCCCCGGUGGAGCGCAGCCGGAGCGCGCCCAAACUGGGCUCUAUCACAGAGGACUUGGUCGGGGAGGAGGAGGAGGAGAAAGCGAUGCACUUUGAGUGUGAGGACAUUCUGGACACGGACGGGGAUCGUGUUGCCAACGGCAAACAGGAGUUGUCUCAGAUUAUUAACGACUUGGGAGAGAUGAGCAUAGGAAACGACGUGCAGACACUAAAAGCUGACCUCAGAGUCACCAGACUUCUGUCUGGGGAGAGCACGGGGAGCGAGUCCUCCAUAGAGAGCAGUCAGGAGCCCCCUCCAAUCACUAACGGGUUUGAGGAGGUAAAGGUGCAGGAAAUUGCCUGACUCAUUUUAAGCAUUUCUUGGUGCCUCUGUUUUGUUGAGCCACUGUGUCUCCACAAGAAGCAUUUCCUGUGUCUUCAACCUUGUGUUGGAGAGUGGUUGUGUAAUCUGGUGCCUCCACGACUAAUUGACAGGAUCCAGAAAAAAAAGAAGGUUCCGAGACUAUUACCGCACAUGGGCACGCAAUUAGGCUACUGAAUUAUAUUUGAAGAAUGUGUAAACACCAAAAACAAGUGCAUGGCGAUUUGACAGAUGACCCCAGUGCGCCGCAGGACACACUGCACUAAUUCCAUCUCCUUCAUUUAAGAGGAUUUGCUAUAUCCUCAAGCUUGUUUACCUAACUUUUUUUCUCUCUUGAAAAUUGCAUUUUUCCGUUGAAAGAUGCUCAUCGUGAUCCAAAAAACAUUCCGUUUUAAAGCACGUUUUGUUCUUUUCCUAAGUGGUUCAGUGGGUCUAAACAGGCAUCCUUAAUUUUCCUGUGAAGGCGCUUUUGCAACAGCAUGUUCAUUUACUUUAUUUUGCACUCUUGUUGAAUUCAUUCAAGUAUUAUGUUGACUACAUGUACAUAAUGUUUGUUGGUAUGUUGUCUGAAACAUAAAUGUCUUAUCUUUGCUGUGCAAAAGAAAAACACCAUAUAAUAAGAUGUAAAGUAAGAUGUUUAAAAUAUAAAUAUGCUAUUUUUUAAAAGAAAAUGUGGUUUGUUAUGUGAACCUCAUUGAAUUAUCAAUAAAAAAGAAAAUUAUAUGAACUCGUUGAAGUUUGUGUCUAGAUUUGUACAACAAAUACAGUAAGUGGGGAUUUACCUUGAGCGGCUCAGAUUUGCAGUGCUGAAUAUAAGUCACACGGAGGUGGGAAACAGAGAGAGACUCCACAUUUCUUAGCUGUGUAGUACAUGUGUUGUUGGUGUUGUCACCGCAGUUUCUGUGUUUUUGUAGAUAUAUAUUUCACUUUUAAGUCUUGGCUUGAUCUGUCCUUCGCCAAAUUGCUCUUAGGGAACAGGCUGUAGAAGUUAUUCAAUUAAGUUACUGAAGGCCCAUUCUUUCUGACUGGCCUCAGGGAAGCCAGGCUGCACAGGAAGACGUCAGCACAAGCCGUUAGAACAUCACAUGGGUCCUUUAAUGACUCGGUAACUGAAGCACCAGAGGUCUUAUAACAGCAUACAGACUGUUUUUCAUUUGGAUUUACGUCAUUCACUACAGAGAAUCUCUUAGGGGCAAAAACAAGAGCUGUGAUUCUAUAUAUAUACGGUAAUGUUAUAGAAUCGUACAUUCAGAACCAGCGGCUACAUUUCAUUCACAUUUGCCACAAAUCAGAAUAACUGCAUAAAUAGUGGCACGUGUUAGUUUGACUUCACUAAAAUUUCAAGUUGAAAUUGAAAGUGACACUGAUAAAGAAUUAAGUGACUUC